Molecule: messenger RNA, 1905 nt
Organism: Delphinapterus leucas (beluga whale)
Lineage: Eukaryota; Metazoa; Chordata; Mammalia; Artiodactyla; Monodontidae
Gene: SLC6A19
Product: solute carrier family 6 member 19
Biological process (GO): sodium ion transmembrane transport; nitrogen compound transport; neutral amino acid transport
Cellular component (GO): brush border membrane; apical plasma membrane; plasma membrane
Molecular function (GO): neutral L-amino acid transmembrane transporter activity
Source: RefSeq, a predicted model, not a curated record
AUGGUCAGGCUGCUGCUGCCCAACCCUGGCCUGGAGGCCCGGAUCCCCACGCUGACUGAGCUGGAGAGCCUCGAGAAGCAGGAGAGCAGCUCCCGGCCCAAGUGGGACAACAAGGCUCAGUACAUGCUCACCUGCGUGGGCUUCUGCGUUGGCCUGGGCAACGUGUGGCGCUUCCCCUACCUGUGCCAGAGCCAUGGUGGAGGGGCGUUUAUGAUCCCUUUCCUCAUUCUGCUGGUCCUGGAGGGGAUCCCCCUGCUGCACCUGGAGUUCGCCAUAGGGCAGCGGCUGCGGAAGGGGAGCGUGGGCGUCUGGAGCUCCAUUCACCCGGCCCUCAAGGGUGUAGGCAUCGCAUCCAUGUUCGUGUCCUUCAUGGUGGGUCUCUACUACAACACCAUCAUCGCCUGGGUUAUGUGGUACUUCUUCAACUCCUUCCAGGACCCCCUGCCGUGGAGCCAGUGCCCACUCAACGCCAACCAGACAGGCUACGUGGAGGAGUGUGCCCGCAGCUCCUCCGUGGAUUACUACUGGUACCGGGAGACCCUCAACGUCUCCACCUCCAUCGACGACUCGGGCUCCGUGCAGUGGUGGAUCCUGCUGUGCCUGACGUGCGCCUGGAGUGUGCUCUACGUGUGCACCAUCCGCGGCAUCGAGACCACCGGGAAGGCCGUGUACGUCACGUCCACGCUGCCCUACGUCGUCCUGACCAUCUUCCUGAUCCGGGGCCUGACGCUGAAGGGAGCUUCCAGUGGCAUUGUCUUCCUCUUCACGCCCAACGUCACGGAGUUGGCCAACCCAGUCACCUGGCUCGAUGCAGGGGCCCAGGUCUUCUACUCCUUCUCGCUGGCCUUUGGGGGCCUCAUCUCCUUCUCCAGCUACAACUCUGUCCACAACAACUGCGAGAUGGAUUCGGUCAUUGUGUCUGUGAUCAACGGCUUCACGUCCGUGUACGCGGCCACCGUGGUCUACUCCAUCAUCGGCUUCCGGGCCACCGAGCGCUUCGAUGACUGCUUCAGCGCGAACAUCUUGACACUCAUCAACGGCUUCGACCUGCCCGAAGGCAACGUGACACAGGAGAACUUCGCUGAGAUGCAGCAGUGGUGCAAUGCCUCCAACCCCGCGGCCUACGCAGAGCUCAAGUUCCAGACAUGCGACAUGAACACCUUCCUCUCGGAGGGCGUGGAGGGCACCGGGCUGGCGUUCAUCGUGUUCACCGAGGCCAUCACCAGGAUGCCGGCGGCCCCGCUCUGGUCCGUGCUCUUCUUUACCAUGCUAUUCUGUCUGGGCCUGUCGUCCAUGUUCGGGAACAUGGAGGGUGUGGUGGUGCCCCUGCAGGACCUCAACGUCAUCCCCAAAAACUGGCCCAAGGAGCUGCUUACAGGCCUCAUCUGCUUGGGGACGUACCUCCUCGCCUUAAUUUUCACGCUGAACUCCGGCCAGUACUGGCUGUCCCUGCUGGACAGGUACGCGGGCUCCAUCCCCCUGCUCACCGUUGCCUUCUUCGAGAUGUUCUCCGUCGUCUACGUGUACGGCAUAGACAGGUUCAACAGGGACAUCGAGUUCAUGAUCGGCCACAAGCCCAACAUCUUCUGGCAGGUCACGUGGAGGGUGGUGAGCCCCCUGCUCAUGCUGACCAUCUUCCUGUUCUUCCUCGUGAUCAGUGUCAACGAGGAGCUCGUGUACAGCGUCUGGAACCCGGCCUACGAGGAAUUUCCCAAAUCCCAGAAAGUGAAGUACCCGAACUGGGUGUACGGCGUGGUGGUCAUCGUGGCCGGGGUGCCCUGCCUAGCCAUCCCUGGCUUUGCCAUCUACAAGCUCAUCAGGAACCGCUUCCAGAGGGCAGGGGACCAGCAGGGGCUGGUUGGUGCGCAGUCCACGGUCUCGGUGAACGGGGACGUGAAGUCUUGA